AUUUUUUCUUCUUUUUUUUUUAAAAAAAAAGCUAUCUCGCUAUGGACUCUCGAUCACAAAGAAGCGAUCGUUUAAAACAGCUAAGAGAAGCUAGACUUGGCAAAAACAAGUCCAGAGCACCAAAAGAGGAAGUACAAGAUCUUUACGACGAAGUCGAGGACGACUAUGGACAAGUAGACGAAGAAUUCGUUGAGGACGAUGACAAUGCAGGAUACAUUGACAAUGGCAUGGACGAUCAACAUUUCUCUGAUGAAUAUGAACAUGAAGCAGAUCAAGGUACGCAAAAGAAAGAGCAAGAAAGAAAAAUCAAAAAAGAAAAAGAAGCUCUUUUAGCCAAACCAAAUCAACAAAUCAACCGCUUCUUUAAUAAUUCUACCAUGAAAUCGAGUUUUAAGCCAAAACCUGCUCCUCCUGUGGACGAAAAGGAAACAGAAGAUUUUAUGGCCGACUUGUUGUCAGGUUUUAGUUCGAGUAAAAAGCCAACACCUAAAAGCACCAUAGCUACCACGAAGCCAAAGACCAUGGGCACACCUUCUUUUAGUUCUCGUUCUCGACUGAAUGCCAGCACAGACCAUUUUAUUUCAGUCAAAAAAGAAGAAAAAGAACCAGAGAGUGAACUACUUGCUUCUCCUCCAACAACAGCCAUGGAUUCCGAUGACGAUUUUGAUUUUGGAGAUGAUUUGGGUGACGAUAUCAUGAUGUUAGAUCAAAAGCAAGAAAUCAAACAAGAAGUUGACACCUUGACCAUUCAAGAACCUCUGAAGCCUAACUUUACAACCACCAACAAAGACAGUGUGCGUCCUGACCUUCAAAGUUGGCAAACUACCGAGGCCAGCAUGAUAGAAACAUUCACACAAGACACAGUCAAGGAAGAGACGCAGAAAAUGAAUGUGUUUGAAGAUAAUGGCCAUUUACAUAUGUGGUGGUACGAUGCUUAUGAACGUAAAGAAAAGGGCUAUGUAUACUUGUUUGGUAAAGUCUUGAAUAAGGGCACGAACAAAUACGUGAGUUGUUGUGUGGUCGUCAAGAACAUUGAGCGCAACUUAUUCUUUUUGCCUCGUCAACAUGCCUUGGACGAAAACGGUCAAGAGACAACACAGCCUGUAGACAUGGCUGCUUUGUAUGCUGAAGUCUCUGAGCUUUGUUCCAAGAAACGGAUCACUAAAUUUGCAUCGAAACAAGUGACAAGGAAAUACGCUUUUGAAUUGCAAGAUGUACCUGCCGAAUCUGAGUACUUGAAAGUACUCUAUGAUUAUGAACAGCCUGCAUUUACAGGAGAAGAAAAGGGCAAGACAUUCAGUCGAGUCUUUGGUGCCAAUACAGGUCCCCUUGAACACUUUUUAGUCAAGCGUGAUGUGAUGGGACCUUGUUGGUUAGAUUUUGCAGAUGCCAAGAUCAGUUCGACAAGUGAAACUUGGUGUAAAAUUGAAAUAACUGUAGAUGAUCCCAAGACAGUCAACCCACUUCAAGAUGAAGAUGGCAACAGACCUCUGCAUGUACCUCCUCUUGUUGUCAUGUCCUUGAGUCUUCGAACCAUCUUGAACGAGAAGAAGAACAUGAACGAAAUCAUAGCCGCCAGUGCUUUUGUAUGUGAUCAAGUACAGAUUGAUGAUAGUCAACCUAUAGAAAAGCAGUCCAAGUCACGAUUUACUGUUGUGAGACAAUUGGCUAACAAGCCUUAUCCUGCUAAUUUCAUGGAAGCAGUAGCCAAAGAAAGAAAACAGAAUGGAUUCAGCAUUCAAGUGGAAAGAACAGAGACUUCUUUACUCAACUAUUUGAUUGCGAGAAUUCAUAUGUGUGAUCCUGAUGUGAUUGUGGGCCAUAACUUUGCUGGUUUUGAUCUAGAUGUUCUUUUACAUCGUAUGAAGGCUUUGAACAUUCAACACUGGCAUCGGCUCGGUAGACUCAAGCGUAAACACUGGCCUAAAUUACAAGCAGGUGCAGGUGGUGCAGGUGAAUCUACUUACCAAGAACGUCUUAUUAUGAGUGGUCGUCUUGUCUGUGACACUUACUUGGCUUCUAAAGACUUGAUCCGAAGCAAAUCAUACCGUAUGACAGACUUGGCUCAAUCUCAACUCAAGAUUCAUCGUGAAGAUAUUGAGUUUGGUAAAUCAGCAGACUACUUUGACAAGACAGACUCGCUGAUUCAUUUACUGAAGCAUUGUUCAUUUGACGCCUUUUUGGCUACUGCAUUGAUGUUUAAACUUCAAAUCUUGCCCUUGACCCAUCAAUUGACCAAUUUGGCUGGUAAUUUAUGGGCCAGAACAUUGACAGGUGCUCGCGCUGAACGUAAUGAGUUCUUGUUGCUUCAUGAGUUCCAUAAGGCCAAAUAUAUCUGUCCUGAAAAGACCUUUGGUCCCAAGACAAUGGCGGCUACGGUUGUGAUGCAAGCUGCUGAACAAGACGAUGAUGAAGAUGCUGUGGCUAUGGCCUCAAGUACCAAAAAGAAAACAGGGGGUCGUCGUAAGCCUGCUUAUUCUGGUGGUCUUGUGCUGGAGCCCAAGAAAGGGUUUUAUGAUAAAUAUGUCUUGUUGCUUGAUUUCAACAGUUUGUAUCCUUCCAUCAUUCAAGAAUACAAUGUCUGCUUCACCACUGUCAAUCGAAACUCGUUUGUAGAAGGCACAGAGGAUAAUGGUGAAGAAAAAGUACCUGAACUACCUGACGACUCAUUGGCUCAAGGUAUUUUGCCCCGUCUGAUCAAGACGUUGGUAGAUCGCCGUAGACAAGUCAAGUCUUUAAUGAAAGGCAACAUUACUGAAUCAAAUUAUGAACAGUUGGAUAUUCGUCAAAAAGCACUCAAGUUAACAGCCAACAGUAUGUAUGGUUGUCUUGGUUUUACUUAUUCUCGGUUCUAUGCUAAACCCUUGGCUAUGUUGAUCACACACAAGGGUCGUGAAAUUCUUCAGAGUACAGUGAACCUUGCAGGCACAUUGGAUAUGAAUGUUAUUUAUGGUGAUACUGAUUCCAUCAUGGUCUACACAAAUCAACAAGAUCUUGCUGAAGUCAAGAAAAUGGGCCAGUUGCUUAGACGCAAUGUCAACAAUCACUACAAAUUGCUUGAGAUUGGUAUUGAUGGCUAUUUCAAACAUAUGCUCUUGCUCAAAAAGAAGAAAUAUGCUGCUCUUUUGGUAGAAGAGAAACCGAAUGGUGAAUUGGUAGAGUCUGUUGAAACAAAAGGUCUUGAUUUAGUCCGUAGAGAUUGGUGUGAUUUAUCGCAUGAUGUUUCUUCUCAUGUGUUGAAUUUGAUCUUGUCUGACAGAGACCGUGAAGAUGUGGUAGCUGAAGUCCAUGCUUACUUGGAAGUCGUUGCUGAACAGAUUCGUCAGGGUGAUAUUCCUCUUGAAAAGUAUGUGAUCAACAAGCAAUUGACCAAACGCCCUCAAGACUAUUCUGAUGCCAAGAGUCAGCCUCAUGUCCAAGUGGCUUUGCGCAUGAUUCAAGCAGGCCAAAAUGUCAAAAGUGGUGAUACAGUACCUUAUGUGAUCUGUAAAGUCGACGAUGAGACAAAUGGUGACAAGAAGGGUUCUGCCAUGAGAGCUUAUCACCCAGACAUGGUCGUCAAGCACCAUAUGCAACUGGAUAUUGAGUGGUAUCUUCAUCAACAAGUCCAUCCUCCUCUUGCCCGUCUUUGUUCUCCUAUUGAUGGUACAGAUGCUGCUCUUUUGGCUCAGUGUCUGGGUUUAGAUCCUCAACGGUUCAAUAUAAUGCGUACAUAUCAAGGAGAAGCCAACGAUGCCGAAUUUGCCACAUUGGAUUCUCAGAUUAGUGAUGAGGAACGCUUCAAAUCUGUUGAGCAGCUCAAGUUGAGCUGUAAUUCAUGUGGCCAAAAGGACAUUGUGUUUGAAGGUAUUGCUCGACCCAUGCCAGAUGGUUCGUUUGAAUGUGGAUUUAACUGUACAAACUGUCAUUUGACUAUCCAUAUCAACAGUAUCAAGGUACAAUUGACACUUGCUGUUCGUAGCUAUAUACAACGCUAUUAUCAAGGAUGGUAUGUGUGUGAUGAUGUGACAUGUCAUCAUCGUACGCGUAUGUUGUCUGCGUUUGGUCGUCGUUGUGUGAUGGAAGACUGUCGAGGUUUAAUGAAACGAGAGUACCCUGACAAGGCAUUGUAUACCCAACUUUUGUAUUUGUCUAGCUUGUUUCAUCCUAUGAAAGCAAGAGACAAGCAUGAUUCUGUACAAGUGACAUCUUUAGUCAAUCAGCAUUUUAAAGCACUUGAAUCAGUACAAACCAUUGUUGAGCACUAUUUAGACCGUUCAAGUUAUCGUCAUGUAGAUCUUUCCAAACUGUUGUCCCAAAUUACCAUUUAGAUACAUAUACAUAUAUAUAUAUAUAUAU
Molecule: messenger RNA, 4338 nt
Organism: Gilbertella persicaria
Lineage: Eukaryota; Fungi; Mucoromycota; Mucoromycetes; Mucorales; Choanephoraceae
Product: DNA polymerase family B-domain-containing protein
Exons: 9
Coding region: 42-4310 (1422 amino acids)
Biological process (GO): DNA replication; mitotic DNA replication initiation; leading strand elongation
Cellular component (GO): alpha DNA polymerase:primase complex
Molecular function (GO): single-stranded DNA binding; chromatin binding; purine nucleotide binding
Source: RefSeq, a predicted model, not a curated record